AUGGCUGACAACACCCAGAAGAUGAGCUACCAAGCUGGUGAGACCAAAGGCCAAGCUCAGGAGAAGGCCAAUAACUUGAUGGACAGAGCUGACAAUGCUGCUCAAUCUGCAAAGGAAUCAGUGCAAGAGGCUGGUCAGCAGGUGAGGGCUAAGACACAGGAAGCUGUUGAAGGAGUAAAGAAUGCAACUGGCAUGAACAAGUGAAGCUGGAUCGAUGGAGUCCAAUGAUCGUCUAUUGCAUGAAAUUUAGAAAUUAAAUGCAAUAUUCAUCUAUUCAGCACGUUGUUUUUAUUUUUAUUUUUUUUUGUUUCUGUCUUUCCUUUUGUAUAAAGAAGAGAGCUCUCUGAUCUGCGGGGU
Molecule: messenger RNA, 357 nt
Organism: Populus nigra (black poplar)
Lineage: Eukaryota; Viridiplantae; Streptophyta; Magnoliopsida; Malpighiales; Salicaceae
Product: stress-induced protein KIN1-like
Exons: 3
Coding region: 1-204 (67 amino acids)
Source: RefSeq, a predicted model, not a curated record